Conger conger (European conger) is the source of this 2252-nucleotide messenger RNA. RefSeq names its product arylsulfatase A (gene arsa). NCBI's taxonomy places the organism in Eukaryota, Metazoa, Chordata, Actinopteri, Anguilliformes, Congridae. The record is from RefSeq and is a predicted model, not a curated record. Bases 298 to 1806 code for a protein of 502 amino acids. The transcript is spliced from 8 exons. Gene Ontology annotation, molecular function: arylsulfatase activity.
UGGUCUUGGCAUGGUCAUAUGAUUUGCUUCUCUUUACAGUCUGUCAGUUUUGCAUGAAUUUUAGUAUUUGAUAUUCGGAUGAGAUAAAUUUGGCUAUCUACGUGAAACAAACUAUAUUAAAGCUAUUGCUAUGAUGUUCCGUGUUGAAUAUACAGCACUUUAAUGGUCGCUUACAGAAGGUUACAGUAGCUCUAGCCAAGUAGUUAAAUAGGAGCAACUAGCUAGCUAGUUAACAUUAUGGCUUUACCUUUUAUAUUAAAAUCGUAAUGUUCCAAAUCUUCACUUAUAUAUAAGACCAUGCAAUAUUACUGUGUACUUGUGUUUGUUUUGGCGAAUCUUCUCAAAUACGUGAAUUCCCAGCUACCAAAUUUCGUUCUCAUAUUUGCCGAUGAUCUGGGAUUUGGAGAUUUGGGUAGCUAUGGACACCCGAGUUCAAUUACUCCCAACCUGGAUAAACUAGCUUCCAACGGGCUUCGUUUCACCGACUUCUAUUCAUCCAGUCCCGUCUGUAGUCCAUCCAGAGCAGCCCUGCUCACUGGUCGCUACCAGACGCGCUCUGGAAUAUAUCCCAGUGUGUUCUCUCCGGGCUCAAAAGGAGGACUCCCUCUGAAUGAGACGACCAUAGCCGAGGUCCUGAAGCCCCGGGGUUAUGUCACUGCCAUCGUCGGCAAGUGGCAUCUGGGUGUGGGGCCUGACAGAAUGUACCUGCCCACCAAUCAGGGCUUUGACCACUACCUUGGGGUGCCCUACUCCCAUGACCAGGGCCCAUGUCAGAACCUGACCUGCUUUCCUCCAGACAUUAAGUGCUUUGGGGUGUGUCACCAGGACCUUGUCACAGUCCCCCUCAUGGCCAAUGACACGAUUAAGCAGCAGCCAGUCAGCUUCCUGGAUCUGGAGAAGACUUACAAUGACUUUGCCACCCAGUUCAUAUCCACAUCCAUCAGAAGGAAGCAGCCCUUCUUCCUGUACUUUCCCUCACAUCACAUGCACCAGCCCCAGUUCGCCGGGCAGGGAGCCGCGGGAAAGGCCCUCAGGGGUCCGUUUGGGGACGCCCUGCUAGAGCUGGACAGCACUGUGGGAAACCUCGUUCAGACCCUGGAGGACCUUGGCGUUAGCAAAAACACCUUGGUGUUCUUCACCUCUGACAACGGGCCGUCGUUACUGCGGAUGACCCGUGGGGGUAAUGCGGGCCUGCUGAAGUGUGGGAAGGGUACCACCUUUGAGGGGGGCAUGAGAGUGCCUGCCAUUGCGUACUGGCCUGGGGCGAUAAGACCAGGUGUUACACAUGAGCUCGCCAGCACUCUGGACCUCCUGCCCACCAUUGCAGGGCUGGCUGGUGCAAAACUACCCAGAGUACAACUGGAUGGGUUUGACAUGAGUGACAUCUUAUUCAGACAUGGACCGAGUAAGAGGGAAGCCAUGUUCUACUAUCCAAUGUUCCUGAAUGAGACGUAUGGGCUGUUUGCUGUCCGGCUUGGGAAAUACAAGGCCCACUACUACACGCAAGGCUCAUCUCUGAGUGACACCACCCCCGAUCAGGCCUGUCACAGGACCGCCCCCCUCGAGCCUCACGACCCUCCGCUGCUCUUUGACCUGGAGGCCGACCCCUCGGAGAACUACAACCUGGCCACGCCCGAACACCCCGAGCUGGAGGCCGUGCUGCAGCAGAUCCAGCGUGUGAAGGCCGAGUUUGAGGAGGGCAUGGUGUUUGGCGAGGCCCAGAUAGCAAAAGGGACUGACCCAACACUGGAGCCCUGCUGCACACCGCAGUGCACCCCCAAACCAGCCUGCUGCACCUGCGGCUAGAGAAAAUGCGGGCAAGGUACUGACACCAGACCUGAGACACAACAACAAGAUGGAACUGAAAGAUUGCGGGCUCUCUUAAUCAACUACAUGGAAUAGCCUACAGAAAGAGCUGAAGCUUAAGAAUGUGUUUCCUCUCAAUGAGUUCAAGGCAGUCGUUAAGGCUAUGGAAACAAACUCAAUUGGGAACUCUCAUUGCUUUGAAUAAGCUCUUAUCUAGCUUCUGACUGCACUUAUUUGUUUCUUUUGCUCUCUUCUCCGCUCUAUCAUGCUCGCUGAUACUUAUGUUGGUUAUAUGAUUUUAUGCUUUAGUUAUGGUUUUGUAUUGUCUAACUUUUUUUUAUAUUGUCUAAUUGCCUUCUUGGCCAGGCCUCCCUUGGAAAAGAGAUCUUUUGAAUCUCAAUUGGACUAUCCUGGUAAUAAAUAAAAAUGAACAAAAAUAACACUAA